This is a messenger RNA of Phacochoerus africanus (Common warthog), 4770 nucleotides long. RefSeq names its product kelch like family member 21 (gene KLHL21). NCBI's taxonomy places the organism in Eukaryota, Metazoa, Chordata, Mammalia, Artiodactyla, Suidae. Gene Ontology annotation, molecular function: protein binding. Bases 102 to 1895 code for a protein of 597 amino acids. The transcript is spliced from 4 exons. Gene Ontology annotation, biological process: protein ubiquitination. The record is from RefSeq and is a predicted model, not a curated record.
UAUAGCGGCGGCUUCCAGCAUCCAGCGUCUCUCCCGCUGGCCCCGGCCGCGGCCUUCCCGAGCAGCGCGCGCAGCGGCCCCGCUUCCCCCGUGAAGGCGCCAUGGAGCGGCCGGCUCCCCUGGCCGUGCUGCCCUUCUCGGACCCCGCGCACGCGCUGAGCCUGCUUCGCGGCCUGAGCCAGCUCCGCGCGGAGCGCAAGUUCCUGGACGUGACCCUGGAGGCGGCGGGCGGGCGCGACUUCCCCGCGCACCGCGCCGUGCUGGCGGCCGCCAGCCCCUACUUCCGCGCCAUGUUCGCGGGGCAGCUGCGCGAGAGCCGCGCUGAACGGGUGCGCCUGCACGGCGUGCCGCCCGACAUGCUACAGCUGCUGCUCGACUUCAGCUACACGGGCCGCGUGGCCGUGAGCGGCGACAACGCUGAGCCGCUGCUGCGCGCCGCCGACCUGCUGCAGUUCCCGGCCGUGAAGGAGGCGUGCGGCGCCUUCCUGCAACAGCAGCUCGACCUGGCCAACUGUCUGGACAUGCAGGACUUCGCCGAGGCCUUCAGCUGCGCGGGGCUGGCGAGCGCGGCGCAGCGCUUCAUCCUGCGCCACGUGGGCGAGCUGGGCGCCGAGCAGCUGGAGCGGCUGCCGCUGGCGCGGCUGCUGCGCUACCUGCGCGACGACGGGCUGUGCGUGCCCAAGGAGGAGGCCGCCUACCAGCUGGCCCUGCGCUGGGUGCGCGCAGACCCGCCGCGCCGCGCGGUGCACUGGCCCCAGCUGCUCGAGGCCGUGCGCCUGCCCUUCGUGCGCCGCUUCUACCUGCUGGCUCACGUCGAGGCCGAGCCGCUGGUGGCCCGUUGCCCGCCCUGCCUGCGCCUGCUGCGCGAGGCGCGCGACUUCCAGGCGGCGCGCUACGACCGCCACGACCGCGGGCCCUGCCCCAGGAUGCGCCCGCGCCCCUCCACCGGCCUCGCCGAGAUCCUCGUGCUCGUGGGCGGCUGCGACCAAGACUGCGACGAGCUGGUCACCGUCGACUGCUACAACCCGCAGACGGGCCAGUGGCGCUACCUGGCCGAGUUCCCCGACCACCUGGGCGGGGGCUACAGCAUCGUGGCACUGGGCAACGACAUCUACGUGACGGGUGGUUCCGAUGGCUCCCGGCUCUACGACUGCGUGUGGAGGUACAACUCGAGCGUGAACGAGUGGACAGAGGUGGCACCCAUGCUGAAGGCCCGGGAGUACCACAGCUCCUCCGUGCUGGACGGGCUGCUGUACGUGGUGGCUGCCGACAGCACGGAGCGCUACGACCACACCACCGACUCCUGGGAGGCCCUGCAGCCCAUGACCUAUCCCAUGGACAACUGUUCGACCACGGCCUGCCGCGGCCGCCUCUACGCCAUCGGCUCCCUGGCCGGCAAGGAGACCAUGGUCAUGCAGUGUUACCACCCGGACACGGACCUGUGGUCGCUGGUAGACUGCGGCCAGCUCCCGCCCUGGUCCUUUGCCCCCAAGACGGUCACUCUGAACGGACUCAUGUACUUCAUUAGGGACGACUCGGCUGAGGUGGACGUGUAUAACCCCGCCAAGAACGAGUGGGAUAAGAUCCCGCCUAUGAAUCAGGUGCACGUCGGGGGCAGCCUGGCCGUCCUCGGAGGGAAGCUCUACGUCUCCGGAGGCUAUGACAAUACGUUUGAACUCUCCGACGUGGUGGAGGCCUAUGACCCGGAGACCCGGGCGUGGAGCGUGGUGGGGCGGCUCCCGGAGCCCACCUUCUGGCAUGGCAGCGUCAGCAUCUUCCGCCAGUUCAUGCCCCAGACGCCCUUGGGAGGACGCGGCUUUGAGCUGGACAGUGGCGGCAGUGACAUGGACGUGGGCCGGCCCCGGCCACCACAGAACCCCGCCGAGCUGCACUAGCCCCGGCCUGGCCCGGGGAGGGCCUCAGUGCAGGUAACCCGGCACCUCUGGGGGCUGCAGCCGCUUCCUUCCUGCACAAGGACAGGUUGGGCUCAAUGGGUGCAGCGUGGGUUCAGGGGCCACCGGGCCAGCCAGCAGCUCUGACACCCGGCAGGUUUCUGUGCCUUUAGAGCCUGAGUCGCAGCUGCUGGGGCCCGAGCCCGUCGUGAACGCCCCACCCCUGGCCCAGGAAGAGCAGCCUCCCUGGCAGCACGUCUCUGGCUCCAGCAAGUCCCCUGUCACCUUACCCAUGCAGCGCAUGCCCCUCCUGCAGCCACCACCUGUGCCUACUUGUUCCCCUAUCAGGAGAGGGGGUCCGCUUCUGGAGUACCAGCAGAAGUGGAGGGGUCCUUCCAGAAAUCUGGGAGUGGCCUUGGCCUCACCCUGCCUUCCUCCAGGCCCUGCUGUCCCAGGGCAUCGAGGAGGGCUGCAGUGGGGUGGGGUCCCCAACUCCACAGCCAGUCCUGGACACCUGGCAGGCCAGCUCCCCAAAUGGAGAGGGUCUGCCUGCCAGCCCCCCGCCCCCGCUGGGGUCUCACACCACAACAUCCCUCAAGGGUGAACCUCCCGGGGGGAGCUCAGACAUGGGGGCGCGAGGCCGUGGGUCUGGACGGGGUGUGGCCUUCAAGGGGGCCCAGAGGGACCUACCGAGUGUUUUCUGUCUCUGGUGGACCCGGGCUGAGGCAGGUGCUGGUGUGUCCCCCCCGGGCUUGGGGGCAUCUGAGACCUUCGUCCCAGGCCAGCACAGGAGAGGAUGCAACCUGUAAGUGCAGGGUUGUAGCUUUCCCCUGGGGGAGGCCCUGGGACUUGGUCGCUGCAGCCCAGGCAGGCAGCUGCAGGGCCUUUGCUGCUUCUCCAGGAAGCCUGGGGCAGGGCGGCCUCAGUAGUUGGUUGCAAAGUUUCAAACAUCAUUGGCCUUACCUUCAAAGACGGGGAGGCAGCUAGAAGCAGCAUCUGCUUUGUUUGAGUUUUGUUUGUUUGUUUGUUUUUUGGCUGUGCCAGGGAUCAAACCCGAGCCACAGCAGUGACGCUCUGAGUCCUUAACGGCCAGGCCAUCGGGGAACUCCCAGUUUGGGUUUCCCUCUACCCCAGUGCCGCUUCUGAAGCUCUCUGCAGGUGAGGGAUGCCUUAAGCUCCUAGGAGGCCCGGCUUGUCCAGGCAGGUGGCAGGCGCUCCUCGGAGACCCCAUAACCAGUGUCCCUGGUUUUCUCUGAGGAGUGUGAGCGUUUCGGUAUAUUGGUGGUUUUGUCCCCCCAAGGUCCCCAAAGCAGCCUUUGCCUGAAUUUGUCCUCCUUCCCUUCCCAAGGGGGAGGUGUUUACAUUUCCCCCGUUAGAUACGCGUUCAUUUGUCCUCACCAAGAAGAAAAACGUUCUCAAUCAUCACUGCAUAAAUGGCACCUAAAACCCUUUCAUUGACCAGAAGCCUUGUGGCCUUCCCUGCCUUCCCUCCUGUGUCCCUAGAGAAGCCCUGGUGGGUAUCAUCACUAUCAGGUCAGCGUUUCACUCUGGAACCCUCACUGGAGCAGCCACAGCUCACAGCCAGCCCUUCUGGUCCCUUUGGGUCAUGGCUCACCCGGCCACUCCCAAAUGCCCUGUGUGGCUGGCACGGUGGGAACACAGGGCUUGGGGGGGCGGUGGUACUUACUGCCUUAGACCUUGGCCAGGGUGGGUGCUCUACCCUCUGCUCCCUUGGGCACCCUCCCCCCAGGAUGGUCACAGCCCUGGACACUCCCUCUCCACAGCCUGCACUUCACUUCCCAGGGGUAACCGAGACCUUUUUCUGGCCCAGGUUCCCUCUUAGCAGGCCGAGCCCAUCCAGAGCUUGUCCCCUCCCUGGGGAGGCCGACCCAGGUGCCUUUGCAGGCCUAUGGCUCAUCACCCGAGGGCUGCACGAGAUUGAUGGAGCCCUGAGUAUGUAUGUACCAGUCACCAAGCUCAGCCCCAGACUCCCCUGUAUGGUGAGUGCGACCUGCCACACAGAGCGAUGUGUUACCUGCAGUGACAGGUCACCUGGGGGCUUCCCAGGGGACGGCUCUGGGCCUGGCCCUCGUGGGAAUGAGUCCCUGCGCCUUUGCUGGGCUGUCUGUAGAGGGCCUGGAUGGCCCGAGGAGGUAGGACAGGGCGUGGAGUGGUUACCUGGUCACCAGAGCGCCCCACCUCCCUGCAGGUCAAGGGCGUGGCUUUCCCGCAGAUGCCGACUUACGGGCAGAACUUUCUUGCUGGGCCAAGGGGGCUGCAGACAUUCACGUUUCCCUCAUCUAAACCAGCCUGUGUAGCCCGCUGCGGCGGUUCUGGCCAGAGCCUGGGCCCCGGCCUUUGUCUGCUGUUCCUUGUAUGUUGGUCCUUCACCAGGCCCCACUCUGGCGGCUGCUCAGCUGGUAGUCAGUUGGGUGGGGCCGGUGAGGUUCACGCUCUAGAAAGACGAAGGUCCCCACCACCCAGACCCAUCUUUGGUGGUUGCUCGCUCCUCGUGGGCACAGGUUCUGGGCUCCCAUCACGCACGUGUCUGUGCACCAGACAGGCUGGGCCAGCAGCAGAGGCAUUCUGUUGGAUGGACACAACUUUUUCAGUCUGCGGCAAAAGCUAAGUUAUAAAAAUUCAGUGACUAGUAUUUAAUGCUGAUCUACUGCUAAAAGAUUCUAUAUUUAUAUGACUUCAGAGACUCAUGGACUAGGACACCCUCCCUGCAGUGUCCAAUACCCAGUGCCAGCCCCAGAGGAUGGGGCAGAUGGGCGUAUUUAUUUGUUCGUUCUGUAGGCUUCCAUGUCCAGAAUCCUGUUGAAGGGUUUAGGAUGCCUUCAAUAUGUAACUUUUUGAAAUAAAAAUAUUUCCUAUA